AUAAAGGCAGCAGAAGCCACCCGUCCCUUCCAUUGGCUGACCUGCAAUCGCCUCCCUUUGGCAAAAGACGGACAGAGCUGAAGAAGAAGCAAGAAGAUGGGUCUGGUUUCCUGUUUCAGCCUUGGGCUCCUGGGAUGCUUAGCAGUAGGAACCUUCAUGAGUGGAGGUGUUCAUGCUGCACAAUGUCCCAACAACUGGCUGUCUUUCCAGGGGAAAUGCUACGGUUACUUCCCCCAGGAGGUGACCUGGCAGCAUGCGGAGAAUGAAUGCCAGCGCCUGGGGGGCCACCUGGCCUCCCUUCUGGACAGGAAUGAGCACAGCGCCGUGGCCAGGUUCCUGCAGCAGGCCCAGAGGUGGGACGACGACGACGUCUGGUUCGGUCUCUCCAUCCCUGGCCGGAGCACCACCUGGGCCUGGGCAGACGGUAGCCCCAUGAGCUACACAGCCUGGGAAAAGUACAAGAGCUAUCCUGCUCUGAAAGGCGAGCAUUGCGCUGCCCUGGAUGAGUCUUCAGGGUUCAUGCUGUGGGAUAAUGACUCCUGCUACGACCGGAACCCCUUUGUCUGCAAGGUGUAGACAAGCACACCUGGUGGGCAGGAAUCCCGGAAGCUUCAGCAAGAACACAACCUGCCCUGCCCUGGGCGGGGGCCUGGAGGCCCCGGUCUCCUGUCUCUAGCCCUGCACAGACCCUCACUACACAUCCCCUUUCUCCCUCUCUCAAAUCAGCCCCUCCCCAACUCCCUUGCUCUGUGCAGGCAACAGCACGGAAGCCGCAAUAAACUUCUCUUCAGCAUGUAGAA
This is a messenger RNA of Podarcis raffonei (Aeolian wall lizard), 800 nucleotides long. Its product is annotated as struthiocalcin-1-like. NCBI's taxonomy places the organism in Eukaryota, Metazoa, Chordata, Lepidosauria, Squamata, Lacertidae. Gene Ontology annotation, molecular function: signaling receptor activity. The transcript is spliced from 6 exons. The record is from RefSeq and is a predicted model, not a curated record. Bases 97 to 576 code for a protein of 159 amino acids.